GUUCCGAUUGUAGUUGUGGAUCAUUGUCGCCAACUUCCUAUGCAUCUAACGGGACCAUAGACAGUUAGCUUGCGGGUGGUGUCACCGGUAGUAUGCAGAAUAUGCUGACAAUUAUUUCAAACGUGUUUAGAGGAACCGCCAGCAAAAAUGGCGCCAGGGCGGUGGUGUCGACUCGAUCCUAUGCCGACUUCACACCCCAGGCCACCUUUGACAUCAAGAAAUGCGAUCUGCACCGCUUGGACCAGGGCCCGCCGCUGAAGGCAGUUCUGACCCGAGAGCAGGGCCUGAAGUACUACCGGACCAUGCAGACCAUGCGGCGUAUGGAGCUGAAGGCCGACCAGCUCUACAAGCAGAAGAUCAUCCGCGGCUUUUGCCACCUGUACGAUGGACAGGAAGCCUGUGCAGUUGGCAUCGAGGGUGGGAUCACACCAGACGAUCACCUGAUCACGGCGUACCGUGCUCAUGGGUACACUUUCACCAGGGGCGUGGCCGUCAAGGAGAUCCUGGCAGAACUCACAGGCCGAAGAGGCGGCAUUGCCAAAGGCAAGGGAGGCUCGAUGCACAUGUAUACCAAGAACUUCUAUGGAGGCAACGGGAUUGUCGGAGCGCAGGUUCCGCUUGGGGCUGGGUUGGCCUUGGCGUGCCAGUACCAGGGAAACAACCAGGUGUGUGUCACGCUCUAUGGUGACGGAGCCGCAAACCAGGGUCAGGUCUUCGAGUCGUUCAACAUGGCGGCUCUGUGGAAGUUGCCGUGCAUCUUCAUCUGCGAGAAUAACCAGUACGGCAUGGGCACGUCUGUGGAACGCGCAUCGGCCAGCACGGAAUACUACAAGCGAGGCGACUACAUCCCUGGCAUCAGGGUGGAUGGCAUGGAUGUGUUGUGCGUGAGAGAAGCAACACAGUUUGCGGCCGACCACUGCAGAUCUGGAAAGGGUCCCAUCCUAAUGGAACUCCAGACCUAUCGUUACCAUGGACACAGUAUGAGUGACCCAGGGGUCAGCUACCGCACACGUGAUGAGAUCCAGGAGGUUCGCAGUAAGAGUGACCCCAUCUCGCUGCUGAAAGAUCGCCUGAUCAGCAACAACAUGGCCAGUGUGGAGGAGCUCAAGGUGAUAGACGUGGAGAUACGCAAAGAGAUUGAGGACGCGGCCCAGUUUGCCACCUCCGACCCUGAGCCGCCCUUAGACGAGCUGUGCGACCACAUCUUCUCCAGCGAAGCCCCCAUCGAGGUGCGCGGCACCAACCCCUGGAUGAAGCUCAAGUCCCGCAGCUAAGGCUAGCAGUGCGCCCGUGCUGUCCGCCACCAUGUUACCUGUCUUUAACUUGGCACCUUAGACCCCAUGCUUACAACCCUCUGACCUGAAACAUGGGGCCGCACCUUUACCUGCCCAGCACCCUUUAUACACGCACAAAAAUCUUAGUGAAAAAGAUGACCAAUGUGAAAGUAGGACCAAUGUAGAAGGUCAGUCAGGAUGAAUGACCUGCCUCCCAGCUUACUCCAUCAUGUUGUUGUGUAUCUGGCCAUGUGUAUGCCGGUGGCACUGUAAUGAUUGCUCAAGAUGUAUUGGACAUGUUUGCUAUCAGUGCUCCUGAUGCUAUUGUAGCUUUCAGCACACACUGCACUUUCUACAGAUUGAUAAAUGUGAGGAAAGGCUACUUGAUUGCUGAUGGUGUAUCUCCUCCUAUAUUUCUAAUGCCGUCUCCUUACCAGGGUGCUGUAAUUGUGCUGAGCUGUGCUGAGCUGAGCCAAAAUUUUCCCCCCACAUGCAUUUUGGAGCCAGCAAACCCAUCUUGGGCUGUGAAUUUCAGAGCAGGUAGCACAGAAGUGAUGGCCUCCUACCAAGACUGUGAUGUUUCCAUUUAAAUGACCAUUAUUGAUUUGCCUUCCAAGCAACAGGAUACUUAAAUAGAGAAGUUGACACACUGAAUUCAACAAAGCCCCAGUACAUUUGUACACUGAAAAGUGAUUUGAUUUGUUUCAAGGAUGAUCUGGCAGUGAACAGUGAAUUGGCAAACUAUAGAGAGACUCACUGCUGUUUGGUCAGACAGCCAAAUUCAGUGUCGACUCUACUUGGGAUCAGGUGUGCAAAGAGAGGGGCGGUCAAAUUAGAACAGAACCCGAACAAUGUGAACUGCAAAACAUCACAAGUACUGCAUUCAAACAGUUGAAAUUAGAACUGCUGAGCAUAACAUGGGGCCUGAGGAGGUAUCUGAGACUGAAGGUAUUCAUCAAUACCUUUCUGGUGUAUAGAAACACAGGAAGGUCUGAUCUUGGCUCUCCUCAAUCAGCUUACAAGCUUACAUUUAAAAUGUCUUAAAUUGCUGACAUAGAGAAUUUGCACAUUUGACAUUUGAUUGGUCAAAAAGUAAUAACCCCAUUCUAAUCACAUUCCAUGAGUAAUGUCAUUGUAAAAUACUCUGGCAGCAUUGUUAUCUUGAUACAGUUGAAUUCUCUUACAUCAUGUUUUCCCAAGGACCACAUCAAAUAAAGGCAAAUAAACCUGA
Messenger RNA from Alosa alosa (allis shad), 2505 nucleotides. Its product is annotated as pyruvate dehydrogenase E1 component subunit alpha, mitochondrial-like. Gene Ontology annotation, cellular component: intracellular membrane-bounded organelle. Bases 93 to 1274 code for a protein of 393 amino acids. Lineage: Eukaryota; Metazoa; Chordata; Actinopteri; Clupeiformes; Clupeidae. The record is from RefSeq and is a predicted model, not a curated record. Gene Ontology annotation, biological process: pyruvate decarboxylation to acetyl-CoA. Gene Ontology annotation, molecular function: pyruvate dehydrogenase (acetyl-transferring) activity. The transcript is spliced from 11 exons.